UCGGGAGGGAGAAAACGAGAAGGUGUGCGGAGGACGGUCGUAAAAUUUAAGCUGAAAUUAAACGAAACUACGAGCAAUCGGCGUUUCUCAUUCGACGGUAAAUUGAACUUUAAGUUCCACUUAAACAGUAAGUGGAAACGAUGGAACAGGUCUUAGAAUUUCAACCUUCCCCUAUUACCCUAUCGCUAUGAAUUAGUUGGACGGGUUUGUUUAACGAAAGUAUUCGAGAGUGCUCAUUAAGUAUUCGCUACAUCGGAGGGUUGAUAUAAUUGCAACUUCGUUCUCUCGCUUCUGGCGACAUAAAUUUCAAUCAACGAAGCGAGCUACCUGAUCGACUUUGUAAACAGAGGAACCGGUAUUAAUUGAACCUCUGUUAUUCAAAUGGUAUACUAUUCGAACGUUCAACCGACGGGAAUCCAGUAAAAGUAAAUCCUUGUUGUAUUCGGGGGUAGGUAGACAGAGAUGGCGGAGAAGGGAUUAGAGAGUUGAAGGGAAUGCCGGUGGUAACUUUUCUCCUGGGUGAGCUGCUGAGCUCAUCAAUAAGAUUUAAUGUUUCAGAUGGACCUUUACUCGAAUAACGGACCAAGUAUAAAAAUGCACGCAAUUUAUUCGUUCAAUGUGAAAUCAGAAAUUAAUUGUGUUAUUCAGAUUGAAGAUUGGAUCGAUCGAAUAAUAUAUAUUCUAAAAUCGUUUCUCUUUUAUUCCUUUCUCGACGUUUUUUUAUGUAAUGAAUUAUGCACAUUUCUGCUUCUCCGCAGGUCCUACUGUAGAUGACAGAAUUUAUUUAUGGCGUGCUUCCAAAAGGGUCGUGGCGAAAUAAAAUUUAUGAUUCGACUGUGCCAAUAGCAAACUUUCCUGGAUUGUAUUCGAAGAUUCCCUUUAACUCGCAUAUCGGAGGAGGAUUGCGGCUUCUGUUCGUGAUGACAGCAAUGUCGAGGCAGCGGUACGCGAACCGCACCAGCGGGAACAGAUAAGGAAGGGAGGAGCCACGCGUCGGGCAAUCAUGUGUAGUGUCAUGUGGCUCCUUCGGCUCCUAACGAUUUGCUGCCUCGUUUAUCUAUCGGCGUCCGACUCCCACACAGAUUUACCACUGAUAACGGAUUCAGUAUCGUCGAAAGCAACGACGGCGGCGAAGCGCUCGGUACCGACGGACGCGCCGAUGCUGUACUACAUAUUCGAUGCCCACAGUACGCUGAACAAACACCAGCAUCAUCACGAUCAUCGGUGGGGUCCUCAUUUCGAGGGCGAGGGGAAGAAUAUGACCGUGCAAGCUGGCGGAAGCGCCAUCCUCGACUGCAGGAUAUCCUUGCUGCAAGACAAAACCGUGUCCUGGGUACGAAGACAGGAUAACGGCGAGAAGGUAAACUUGCUGACGGUGGGUCAACAAACAUAUAUAGGGGAUCCACGGUAUACAGUGAAGUUCCAGUACCCAGACAACUGGCGUCUACAAAUUAAACCAGUGAACAGUAGCGAUGAGGGCCAGUACGAGUGCCAAGUCAGCACUCAUCCGCCCAAGCAUAUUCACGUGAAUCUCCACAUCAACGCGCCGUCCGUCCAAAUAGUGGACGCCCUGGGUGAGCCCCUGAGGGACAAGUAUUAUGAGGCCGACAGCACCAUCGAGCUAUUGUGCGUUGUGCGACACAUAGCGAUGCAAGCGCAAUACAGCGUCGUCCAGUGGCUCCACGGCAAUCGAAUUCUGAACUACGACACGACAAGGGGCGGUAUCAGCGUGAAAACGGACCUAAUGGAAGAGGGGGCCAAUUCGACUCUCAGCAUAGCGAGGGUGGGACCAGCUGACAGCGGAAACUACACGUGCCAUCUCACCACCAUGCCUGAUCAACCUGCCACAGUUCACGUACACGUACUGAACGGAGAAAGCUUAGCCGAGUUGCAUCACGGGAGCGCAGAGGCCGUCGGAACCAGCGGCGGCGCCGUCGGUUCGUUGCUUCUGCUUCUGUCCGUUCUCCUCGGCUGGAUACAACAGGUGCUCAGAUGAAGGCCCGACGACGUUCGUUGCGUCCCAGGGAAGGCGUGAAACGAGCACCGCGACGCUCCGUCACGACGCCGGACACCGUCGUGACACGGCGCCGCGACACAAUACGGACUUUUAUAUUAUCGCUGAAGAAUGGACGUAGCGGAGUGUGUGCGCGAACAAGAGAGCGAGAAAGAAAAAAACGGAGGGUGGGAAAAAAAAAAUAAUGUACGAACGAGAAGCAAGUCUAAGGGGUCGGGGGCGAGGGGAAGUGAAAAGAGGGUCGUAGCGUCGCGAGAGAAUGGGGUUGCGCGCACGACGGGGCCGGGAGGGGUUGACAGCGCUGUUCCGGCAUUGUUCUUGGCCCGAUUGGAAGUGACUCUUUCCGCGUCGCUGCGCGUCAGUGUUUCUGUUUCGCGACUAUCCCUGAGUCCUGUUCGAGACCCGACCAAAAGUGCGUCAACUUUCGAGGGUUUGUCUUACAGGUAUGCCUCGUGGCCGUUGAGUUUUCGGAGAUCGUGGUUGGUCUCGAUGGUUUGCGAGAGGUGAUAAGGAUGUCAGGUAAUCAUUUGAAAGAAUUGUACGUUGUUGAGCGUGUAAUUGAUGCGAAACGAGGACUGUCGGAUUUCAAACAGCAGGAUUUGGUCGUGUUUUUAUUAUAGGAAUCCACCUUAGUCUCUGUGAUGAGGGAGACGUCCAGUCUGAUGGAGAUUUGCGCAAACGUUGGUCCAAUCUAGGAAGUAUGUCGUAUUUCGUUGAUACUACUUUUUGGAGGAGGCUCUUUAUCGGAGGCUGCAAGGUUUUUGUGUGUCUAUACAAGUCUUGAAUUAUUAAAAAUGUUGAAAUUUGUUGGUAAUAAAAAUUGUCUUUGUGGGACUGUUCAUAUUAGUACUAAAGCGUGUUUUUAUUCUUUUGCAACAUACAUGGUAUAAUUAGUUACCCUGAAUUUUUGUCUUUGAAUGGAGAAGAUAUUCAUUGUAGUACAUUGAAGGAGAUACAGUAUAUACAUACAUACGUGAAUUUUAACAAUUUCAGUAUUAUUUGUUGAUUUAUUCUUAGCGAAAGGUUUCUUUAAACAUAGACUAGUUUCUAUGUUCAAAUUGUGUUGAUUGUGUUGUGUUCACAAUACAAAUACAGAAAUAAAGUUUGAGGGGAAUAAAGAGAGUUCAAAUCAAAGAUAAACAAUAUAGAUAUUGAAUAUUGGGUUAGUCCCAACUGAUACACAUUGGUAACAAUAAUAAAUCAGAUAUUAAAAAUGUAAAUAAUAAAUAAUGCGACUUCAGAGUAAAGUCCUAUUAUAAAGAAUUAAAAACUGAGAUGAACGGGUUGGAUUCCUCCCAACUGAUACACGUUGGUAAUAAAAAUAAAAUAGAGAUGAAAAAUGUAGCAAACGGUCGUGUAGUUUCAAAAUCACGCGUGUUUACGGAGAGUUUGGAUCCGAUGGGACGGGGUAGGUGGUUCCCUUGUGAGAAACGCUAUGCCACGAAUUUCCGUUCGCGCGUUCCACGACCACUGACGCGUAGAUGACGCAUAAAUACGAGGCGCUAGGACCCCGAGGUGGAGGAUACGGGAACCGCGUGCCACUGAUUUCCCGCACGACGUGUGCAAGUAAACAACACCCUCGAAUCGCGUGUUCGGAAACGGCAGUUUACCCCGUAUAUUUCCUUGACGCAUUCACUGCCGCUCCGACAUUUUAACACCCGCCCACUAGAAACUCAUUAUAGGAUAAUAUCCUUCGAGCGAACAUACACCACGGGAUGAAAUUAUUGGACACCCCUGUGAUGCCACUUGCUACUUUCAGUUGAACAAUCGAAAUGAUGGGAGGAACGUGUUAUGGAUAAGGUUACUUAGUUUGGUUAUUUAUAAAGCACUCAGUUCACAGAACCUGUCAUCGAGCCUGAUAUAUUUUCUUUUCUUUGACUCUUUAAUAGUAUUUUAAUCUUUUUUUUCUUUUUUUUAUACAGUUUCUAUAAAAGUAUGUAUUCCAGAGAAAGUUUAAAUGGUGUGAUUCUAUUAUUAGGUAGACUGGAAAGUAAUGUCGUUUCUUUUACAUUAAAUGCAAACAAAUUUUUAAUAAAUUUCUAUAGAUCCUGAACACCCUUAAUAAACAAUGAAUGAAAUCUUCUUGAAUCUGAAAUUAACUUCAAAUACGUUAAUAAGUUUUUCGGAUUUAGUAUAAUAUCAUAGAAAAUCCGUGAAACGCGCGAUAGUUUUGAAAACUGCUCAAAAUCCAAGGGGUGUUCAAUUAUUUUGUCGCGGAGCGUAUCUCCGAGCCUCUGUUAUGCUGUUACGCUCAUUUUGACGGCUCGAGUGCAGGCUGAUGGCUCGGUAGAACCUGAGUCGUGACUUCUCUCGCGAGGGCUGUUCAAAAUUCACGAGGGCUGAACCACACGGUUCAUUGUUUUAGGCAUGUUUUUUAAAGCUCAUCCCUUUGUUGCGUAAUGGUCCAGUGAAAAUCAUUUCUGAGAAGUUCCCCGAGGAAAUUUUACAGGAUUUACGUGCGAUGUCUUCUUGUGGAAACGUCUAGUAGCUCUGCAGUUUCAGCCACUUGUGUUUUAAUUGAACUUUUUAAUUAAUUCAUGACCGUUCGUGUAACAAAAAAUUUCUUUUUGUAAGAUGAAAAUAUAAUUGUGCUACGGAGGGUUCACGAACCAAGUGUUUCAAGCAUCGAAGAUGUGGUUGAUAAACGAUCGAAGCAUAUGGAGCAUCGAGCUGUUGUGUUUAAGAAGAAUUUUAUUAAUGGAACUGUUACAUUUAAAUACAAAUUCUAUUACCAGGAUCAUUAUAAUAUAUGUCAUUUAGGAUGGCUCUACGAAAAGCGUCGGGAACAACAAAAAGAAUUCGAAACCUCUAAAUGUUCUUGCCAAUCCCUGUUGCAAAGUAAGGGGUUAAAUAAUCCAUUUGCGGUCGCACCUUUCAUUCUCGCAAGAAACAUUAAUCUCCAGGAAUAUUGUGAAUAAAUACUUCAACUCUCUACGUCUCACAAAUAUCGUUCACGCACGAUAAAUUCUAUUUCACAAUUAUUUCAGUUAAUUUCGUUUAUUACAACUAUAACGAAUCGUGCCUUCGGUAAUGAAAUGAAAUAAUUACAAACGAUAUAAUUUAAUGUACCCGUAGUAACAAUACUAUUAAUUCAAACAAUUCAGCAAUGCUAAUUUCAUUUAUGAUCUCGUACGAAAUAAUUGCAAAUUAUAUUAAUUUCACCCAGUGUUACAAAUUAAACGAAAGGAAUUAAUUUAAUCUGCACGUCAAACGAGAUGAUCGUGAAUAGGAUUAACGUAGCAAGACGUAGGAGAA
Molecule: messenger RNA, 5269 nt
Organism: Hylaeus anthracinus
Lineage: Eukaryota; Metazoa; Arthropoda; Insecta; Hymenoptera; Colletidae
Product: zwei Ig domain protein zig-8-like
Exons: 8
Coding region: 1004-1996 (330 amino acids)
Biological process (GO): synapse organization
Cellular component (GO): neuron projection membrane
Source: RefSeq, a predicted model, not a curated record